CGCUCUCAUCGUCCAGGAUCGCACAGUAUUCAGCAUGUCUCGUCUAAUUGUCAAGAACCUGCCCAAGCACAUCACCCAAGAGCGCUUCCGCGAGCACUUUGCGGCCAAGGGAGAGGUGACUGAUGCCAAGCUCAUGUACACAAGAGAGGGCCGGUUUCGCCAGUUCGGUUAUAUCGGUUACAAGAACGAGAAGGACGCCAAGAAAGCCGCCCAAUAUUUCAAUGACACAUUCAUCGAUACCUCAAAGCUGCAAGUCGAGAUUGCGAAAACGAUCGGAGAUGCCACUCUCGAGCGGCCAUGGAGUCGAUAUUCUCAGGGCUCCUCCGCCAACGAGAAGAAGAAGAACGAAGAGCUGCUCGCCCAGAAGCGGAAGGAGGAGCGCGAGAUCCGCAUUGCCGCGCAACGGCAGCAGGCCGAGCAAGAUCUGGUGAAGAAGAAGGCCCUCAUCCAGGACCUCUAUGCCGACCAAGAGGACGACAAGCUCCGGGAGUUCCUGCAGGUGAUGCAGCCCCGAGCCACAUCCAAGACCUGGGCGAACGACGACAUUGUGGGUGCCGCGGCCGAGAAACAGGCCAAGAAGCAGCAAAAGAAAGAAAAGAUCCAAGCCAUGGUCGGCAUUGUCGCUAAUCGAAAAGCUGGCGGUGAAGGCAUGGUCUUGACCAAGACUCAUGUCAAAUUCGGCAACGAUUCGGAUGACGAGUACGAGGAUCUGCCAGCUCAAGAGGACGAGCCAAAGCCAACCCCCGCCGUCCAAAACGACGAUGCCAAGCUGGAGGAGGACGAGCCGAUACAGGAAAAGACCGUCGCGCACGAUACCGGGGUCUCGGAUAUGGACUACUUCAAAUCUAAGAUGAGGUGCUUCGACGACGAUGACGACAUGGACGACGACGGGUUUGGAAAGCAGAAUGAUGAUCCUGGGAACGCCGAGGCCGAGUCCCCACCCAAAUCACAGAGCUCGGCUCUCAACGAGGCAGCCACCUCCUCCAGCUCCUCAAAAUCGGUGCCGGCCACCGGCUUUACUCCAGCACCGCCAUCGAUGGCAGCCAGGCUUCCGCCUGUAGCGGAGCCGCUGAUAUCGGAGUCUGUGUCGUCGUCGAUGGAAAUCAUCGCCGACACCGGUCGCCUGUUUAUCCGCAACCUCGCCUAUACAUGCACACAGGAUGACGUUCAGAAGUUGUUUGAAAAGUUCGGGCCCCUGUCCGAGGUUCACAUUUCCAUGGACAAGCAGACCAACAAAUCCAAAGGAUAUGGCUUUGUGCUCUAUCUGAUUCCAGAGCACGGCAUCCGGGCAUACGAGUCGCUGAACGGCAAGAUCUUCCAGGGCCGCAUUCUGGAAAUUGUCGGCGGCAAAGAGAAGCCGCAGGCCAAGGACGAGCAGAUCGACAUGUCUGCCCCCGGCGCCUUCAAGAAGAAGCGUGAGCUCGAGAAGAAGAAAACCGCCGGCAGCGACUUUAGCUGGAACAGCCUGUUUAUGAAUACGGACGCAGUAAUCGAGUCGAUGGCCAACAAGCUCAACAUCAAAAAGUCCGAGAUUCUCGAUCCCCAGUCCGAGAACAUGGCUGUACGCGUGGCGCUUGCGGAAACGAACGUCAUCAACGACACCAAGCAGUAUCUGGAGGACGAAGGCGUGUCGCUGGACGCCUUUGAGCGCGGACGCAAGGUCCGCAGCGACGCUAUCAUUCUCGUCAAGAACAUCCCAGCGUCGACUGAGCGGGCCGAGCUCGUGGAGCUUUUUGGACGGUUCGGCAGUCUGGGCCGCGUGGUGCUGCCGCCGGCCAAGACAAUUGCCCUCGUCGAGUUCCUGGAGCAGAACGAGGCCAAGGCUGCCUUCCGUCACCUGGCCUAUACCAAGUUCAAGAACUUGCCGCUGUACCUUGAGUGGGCGCCGAUGGGGUCGUUCACAAAGGCAUACGAUCCGCAGGAGGCGGCGGAGCGCCAGAAGGCCGCCCAGGCGUCCAAAACGGCCAAGGGAGAGGCCAAGGUGGCCAUCAUGGAGGAACUCACGACCUCGAAGCAGGAGAAGGAGGACGUCGAGGCGGACGCAGGCAUGCCCGUGACGACGCUCUUUGUCAAGAACCUGAACUUUGAGACCACCGAGGCGAAGCUCGAGGAGGCCUUCCGGGGAGUCGGCGGCCUCGCCAAGGUGCGGGUUGCGACCAAGCCCGAUCCAAAGAACCCCAAGGGGACACGGCUGUCGAUGGGCUUUGGCUUUGUCGAGUUUUACAACAAGAACGAUGCCCUCCGGGCGAUCAAGUCGAUGCAGGGCUUCACACUCGAUGGCCAUGCGCUGCAGCUCAAGGUCUCGAAUGCCGCCAGCCGCGGACAGUCCGACUCGAGCGGCAAGCGACGCGGCGACGAUGCCAAUCUCGAGGCGAACGGCACCAAACUUGUGGUCCGCAACAUCCCGUUCGAGGCCACCAAGAAGGAGAUCCAGGCGCUGUUUACCAACUUUGGCUCGGUCAAGUCGGUGCGGAUCCCCAAAAAGUUUGACGGCAGCCACCGCGGUUUUGGCUUUGUCGACUUCUUGACCAAGCAGGAAGCGCGGGCGGCCUUCGAGGCCCUCUCGGCGACGCAUUUGUACGGCCGCCAUCUGGUGAUCGAAUGGGCCGACAAGGAUGCCGAGGACGUCGAGGAGCUGCGGACCAAGACCAAGAAGGGCUUUACCAAAGACAGCGGCAAGAACAAGCGGCGGCGCAUCGAGGUCGAUGAGGAGGGCAACAUGGUCCGGAGCCAGGGGGCGGGUGACAGCGACGACGACGAUGAGGCCCCCGGAUUUCUCUAAGUCAGAGCUUGUCCAUGCUGUCUCGAGCAUCAGCGGAUCCGAAUAGAGAUGAGUGCUGACCGAGUGCUGACCGAGUGCUGACUGAGAGCCGGUGUCGGCGACAGGAGCGGGAGGAUCAUGACGCGAAUGAGCUUGCCGGCGCAAACGGGGAAUCGCAUCAAGUCGAGAUAUGGGCGAUGACGACACCUUCGUCCCUGAGCAGGAUCAUCCUGGAGCAAGG
This is a messenger RNA of Polychytrium aggregatum, 3002 nucleotides long. RefSeq lists its product as uncharacterized. Gene Ontology annotation, molecular function: RNA binding. The record is from RefSeq and is a predicted model, not a curated record. The transcript is spliced from 7 exons. The coding region runs from base 35 to 2782 and encodes 915 amino acids. NCBI's taxonomy places the organism in Eukaryota, Fungi, Chytridiomycota, Chytridiomycetes, Polychytriales.